Messenger RNA from Oppia nitens, 660 nucleotides. Its product is annotated as galanin receptor type 1-like. The record is from RefSeq and is a predicted model, not a curated record. Lineage: Eukaryota; Metazoa; Arthropoda; Arachnida; Sarcoptiformes; Oppiidae. The coding region runs from base 1 to 660 and encodes 219 amino acids. Gene Ontology annotation, molecular function: G protein-coupled receptor activity. The transcript has 2 exons. Gene Ontology annotation, biological process: G protein-coupled receptor signaling pathway. Gene Ontology annotation, cellular component: membrane.
AUGGAUCCAAUUUGGGUGAUGACAAACAAUGUAACCGAAGCCAAACUAAUGGGUCGUACACAGGACGACACAGUUGUGUUUACAUCAUUGGAUGCACUCAACAGAGACCUACAGAUCUAUUUGGUGAUACUCUACUCAAUCACUGCAAUACUGGCAUUUGUGGGCAACGUUACCGUCAUAUUUGUGUUGUCAAACGGGCGCCGGUGUCCCAUUAGUUUACGCAAAUUUCUUAUCAAUCUAUCGCUGGCCGACGUAUCUCUGGCCCUGUUUAGCAUACCGUUUACAUACACUGACUUUAUGCUGGGCUACUGGAUCUUUCCAAACUUCAUGUGCUCGACAGCACAGUUCGUACAGGUGCUCAGCGUCUUUGUCAGUGUCUAUACGCUUACCAUUAUUGGCAUUGAAAGAUACAUAGCAACCAUACAUUCAUUCAAUUGUGCCAAUCAUUGGUUCAAACAUCACACAAACCUAAUGUUGAUAAUCGGCUGGAUUUUUGGCGCACUGUUAGGCAGUGUCCAGUGGUGGCACUCGAGGGCAGUUCCGUUUAGCUACCGAAACGAAACUUAUGUUGACUGUCGCGAGGAAUGGGAUGAAGCGGGAGGAAAGGCCUACACUGUUGUCAUAUUUUUGAUGACUUUCCUGAUGCCUCUUAUUAUGUAA